CCUUUUUCGUUCUUUCGUUUUUCUUUUUUAAAACUUAAAUUGCCCUAAAAAGAUUAACUGAAAAGAACUAAGCUUGCAGAGAACUCAGAUCUGAAAUUUCAAUACCAACACCAUUCAAAGAUAAUUGCGGAUCAAAAAUCAAAGUACCAGGUUCGUGAAUCCUUUUUUCUAUAUUUUCAUUACUACGCUUCCAAGCUACAAGUGAAUUCUUCAUAGUUGGAGCUGAAACACUGAUCUAUUAUGUAACUAUGGACUAAUAAUACAUGAAAGAAAUAACGGGUUUGGUAUUAGAUUUUUCUUUUUAUAUUCCCUUAUUCUAAUGGAAUUCCCCAAAUCCCCUUCCAAAGACAAACGAUUCGUCAAUCGCAAAUGGAUUUUGAGAAUCCUUGCAGCAAUUUUGGUCACUCUGCUGUUGUUACUGGGUUUUCAUUUGGAGUCAGGUUAUGGUAGAAAUGGUCACUUCAAUGCGGCGUCGUAUUACACUGUUGUUGUGGAUUGUGGAAGCACUGGUACACGGGUGAACGUGUAUGAGUGGAACAUUGGGGUUAUAAGCAAUGGUAGCUUGCCAAUUCUGCUGAAUUCUUAUCCUGAUAACAGUUCAACAACAAAGAACUCACUCUGGAAGAGUUCUUGUCAGUAUCACUGUAUGCAAACUGAACCCGGGUUGGACAAGUUUGUGAAUGAUUCUUCGGGAGUGAGGAAUUCUUUGGAGCCAUUGAUUGCUUGGGCAGAGAAUGUGAUCCCACGCGAAAUGCAUAGGGAAACACCUGUUUUUGUUCUGGCCACUGCUGGUCUGAGGAGGCUUCCCGGAAGUGAUGCCGUGCGAGUUUUGGAAGAUGUUGAGGUAGUUGUGAAAGGUCAUUCAUUUAUGUGUAGGAAGAGUUGGAUAAGGGUUCUGAGUGGGAGGGAAGAAGCUUAUUAUGGUUGGGUGGCUUUGAAUUACAAGAUGGGAAGAUUUGAUGGUUAUCAAGGUGAUCGUACUUUUGGGAUUCUUGAUUUGGGUGGCUCAUCGUUGCAGAUUGUGGUAGAGGUAGACAAUGGUGCUGGAGAUGAUUCUCAUGUUAUGACAUCAAGGAUUAGUUCAAUUGAGCAUAAUAUUGUGGCGUACUCGUUGCCUGCAUUUGGUUUAAAUGAAGCGUUUGAUAGGACAGUUCUUAUGCUCAGAAAUAGUCAAAUUGCAGAAGGAAUUGGAAGUGUCUCUAUUAUCAGACAUCCUUGUUUGAUGUCUACUUUUGCACAAAAUUAUACCUGCAAUUCUUGCUCUGCAUUUGACGCCACAUAUCAGAAAAAUCAUAGCCAACCCAAUGAAACGAAACCUCGGUCUUUACGACUUAUUGGAGAUCCUGAUUGGGAGCAAUGCAAGGAAAUAGCUAUUGCUUCUUCAAUGAACUCAAGCAAUACUAAAGUUCCACAUCCAAAUGCUGGCAAAGACUGCGAAGCAAGUUCAUUUUCUCAUAUUGGCAUCAGUCUACCUAAUUUAACAGCUAUUGCACACCCAAUCAAGCGCUUUCAUGCUUUGUCUGGUUUCUUUUUUGUCUACAACAAGCUUAAUUUGAGCCCAAGAGCCAACCUAACAAUGGUUUGGGAUUCAGGCAAACAGAUAUGUUCAAAUUUAUGGGCUGGCUUGAGCAGUAUUUCUGAUAAUUCAAAUUACAUGGGACAAUUUUGUUUCCAGGUGGCUUAUAUGGCAUCUUUGAUCGACUAUGGAAUGUGUCUUGGCGAUGUUGAAAUGGUGUUUGGUCCAGGUGAUGUUUCCUGGACGUUAGGAGCUGCAAUGGUUGAAGGUAAAUUUCUAUGGUUAAAUUCAACAAACCGCAAACCAGAGACUAUCAUCUCAACCUUAAGGAAUGUCAAGGUCCUUUCUUCUCCAACUUUGCUCUUUGCUGUACUUGUAUUUGUUUUAUUGAUUGUUAAUUGUAGCCAAAUCAAGCUACCAAUGCCAAGCAGGAGGGCUUCUGCUUCUGGCUUAUCGUUGCCAACAUAUACUCAUAUAAGACGGCGUUCUUUUUAACUAUUAAUUCAGUGUUCUUGAUCGUUCUGACCUUUGCAUAACUUCAUUUUAAUAAGACAUGAUACUAAGAGGUUUGAAACUUGGUGCUUAUUUAAUUGGGUCAUCAAAAAUUUAAAACCACACACCUAGAGGAAAGUGGCUUUUAUACCAAGCUUUUGAUGCCAAUUGGCAAACGUUAAUGAAAGAUAGUGGGAAAAACUCUCACGUAUUCAUUGCUGAUUCUUCAAUUGAUAUAUUGAUAUAUAAGAAUGAUAUUUGUACACCUAAAGUUAUGCUAUUCAUGUAUUUGGCAAUAUCUGAGAUUAAGUCCGUGUAGGCUGUGAAUUUGAAACUAAAGUUGGUCAUAGACUCGUAGUAGCUAUUCUUUAAAAAUGACUGAGUGCUUGUGCAAUCUUGACGUGUAAUAUUGCUAGUAAUUUAGCCUGCUUGUAAGGGUUAUUGUUUGAAAAUCAAUCAAACAUGUGAUUCAUUCGUUAUCUUAAUUUUUCAUGGGUCUGCUGGUGGAUCCCGUGACGCCGGAGCUUUCACUGACUAAGGACAAUUUUGUACCGGAAAAACAAAUGCACAAACUAUAGACCACAUGAAGGAGGCAGUUCCAGUUACAAAAGGGAAAAAGAAAAAUAUUUUUCAAAUCAACAACAAUUCUUUCAAUAUGCUGCAACAUCAACUGAUUUACAACCCAAAUCAGGGGCAUCAAUGUCGACCCAAACCUCGUUCCGGGGCUUAACGGUCUUAAAAGGAGCAUCAUACUGAGCAAUGGAGUAAGAACUCCUGGAGGGAGUUGAGUCAGCCCAAGGGGACCUGCUGAGGCAGGUGGCAAGCUUUUGAGCUUCUUUGACAACCCUAUCAUCCUUGGCAAAACCAGAGAACUCUCUGACCGCAAUGCAGUGGCUGGCGAAUUUGUGGGGCUUGAUGCUGAGUUCUGGCAAUGGGAGUGGUGGGGUGGCUUGGAACUUGACAGGCAAGUAAAGACUAACAUAAUACCCUUGUGAUUCGAGGGGUCCAGCUCCGGGGACCAUUGUUGUCAGCACCGGAGCAGUCAUGGGAAUUCGAGAGAAGUUAAGGUUGGCACCUUGUAUGAAUUGAAACAACCUACAAAGGUUCAAAACAAACAACUGCUGUACUUGAACACCUAAAAGAAUACGUGUAUGGACACAAUCAUAAUAAUAAAAUGGUUAAGAAUAACAAAACUACUAAAUUUUUUACA
Molecule: messenger RNA, 3218 nt
Organism: Arachis ipaensis
Lineage: Eukaryota; Viridiplantae; Streptophyta; Magnoliopsida; Fabales; Fabaceae
Product: putative apyrase 7
Biological process (GO): nucleoside diphosphate catabolic process
Cellular component (GO): membrane
Molecular function (GO): nucleoside diphosphate phosphatase activity
Source: RefSeq, a predicted model, not a curated record